Messenger RNA from Microdochium trichocladiopsis, 957 nucleotides. RefSeq lists its product as uncharacterized. The record is from RefSeq and is a predicted model, not a curated record. The coding region runs from base 1 to 957 and encodes 318 amino acids. The transcript is spliced from 6 exons. Lineage: Eukaryota; Fungi; Ascomycota; Sordariomycetes; Xylariales; Microdochiaceae.
AUGUCGGAUACGACGCCACUCCUCCCGGAGCGUGCCGCGACGGCUCCCCGGGAUUCUCAUCCCAUCUAUCUUCGAGCCUGCCACUCGCCCUGGCGUCUCAUCUCUCAGAAUCUCUUGACGUUUAUCCGUCUCGUCCUUGCUGGAUAUCUCACCACUGUACUCGGCUUUGCCCUGAAGUACAAACUCGAGCAGGAUGACGAACACACUAAAUGGCGAAUCCCUUUCCAGUUCUCAACAGUCUCUUUUGUCCUGCUUUGGGCAUACCACAACCUCACAGCGGUCUGGACCACAAUGCAUCUCCUCUUCCCUCGCACUCCUGAAGACGACCCUGAGGAGUGCGGAGCUCACCGGCUGAAGACCAAGGUCAUUCAGUUCAUCUCUCCCCCAGCUCGGGACACCUGUCGCAACCGCCGAUAUCUCUUCAGCAUGUUCUACACCACCGCACACGUCUUUGCCUUCAUGAACAGCAUUGUAUAUUGGGGUGUUCUGGUCCCCGCGGGCCACGGAGGAUUCAAGAUCCCAAAGAUGCCCUCGCACGGUCACCAAGGCCCUGGUGGAAGCGACUUCCUGGAUGCAUACAAUCCUGACAAGGGUCUUUUCGACGAGGACGCCAUUAAACCUUUCGUGAUUCUCAAUCUGUGGACCGUCACCUCGCUCAUCGCGAUUAUUGAGAUUUUCUUCCUGAACAGCAUGCGAAGACAAUCGCCCGUCGCUGCGCACAGUGCCGGCAUCAUCUUCGCCAGCGGCGUGUAUAUCGCUUGGGCUGCGUUCGGAAAGCUUCUCACCGGCCACUCAGGACUCUUCUUCUUCGACCCCGACUUGAUGGGCCAACAGUGGGAGGCUGUCAUCGCCGCAAGUGUCGCUUGGUUGACUUUGGCACCUGGCAUUUUCUCGUACGUGUAUGGCAUCAUUGCUAUGCGUGAGACAAUGACCGCUGCCCCUCAUGCCUCGCACUAG